CAGGCAUUGAAGUCUCAAAAUUCAUUGGUAACUUUGAGAUUCGUGAUGUGAUGGAAGUUUCAAAAACUCGAAAGAAGUACAAGCACUACACAUGCCUCUGUGUUUCAGUUAUGGGGCAGAGAAGAUUUAGAAUAUCGAUGGGUGCCCUUAUCCCUUCUCCGGAAGCAGGAGAUGCAUCAGUUAUGAUACCAAAAAUGAAGAAAUGUACUGCUAUUUCUGACGAUACCUCUAAGAGUUUUGUUUCUACAUCAGAGAGAAAUAUAAUUAAUCGAAGUACUUUGAUGUCUGCAUCAAAUUAUGAUUGCAUUAAUGAUGCGAAAAAUGCUGCGUACGAACACAUGGUUUUAAUGGAAGAUGGUGUUUUAGAUGAAAUGAGCACUUCUACUAUUCACGAUCAAUGCCAGUUUCCAUACUACAGGAGUAGUAAAAACAGAGGCAGAUUUCCAGAUGCAGUUUUGGUAAAGGAUGUUGGUGUAUCGUGUAUGCUUUCAGAUCGGAAUGCCUCUACUGUACAUGUACCUGAAACUAAAACCCUUGUUAAACAACUUAAGAAAGAGUAUAACGAUAUAUCUAAUAUUACAAACAAAAUCACUAUGUAUACGAAAGACAUCUUAAGGCAUUUAAAGAAUAAAAAUAAAAGAAAACAUCGGUUACUUCAACAUCUGAUAUCUUCGAAACAUGUAAUUGCCUCACAGUAUAUAGAUAAUACUGGCAACCUUUGUUUAAAAUUAAGGCUUUACAGUAAUGCCGAAACACAAUGUACUCCACGAAAUAUUAAAGAUGUUGACAAUGUAUUCAGAGACAAAUGUGUUACAAAGAAGCAGCGCUGUAAACACUCUAAUAGUCGAAAAUCAUGUAAAAAUCAAACCGCAUGUCAGGAAAGUACAAGAUCAAAACUUGAGAAGGAUAUUCAAACAGAAAUUCUAAAAGAAAAUGUGGAAAUAAGUACAACAAAUUCAUCAGCACCCAGCACUUCGUCCAUUUACAAUUAUUUAACAAUGAGAAAAAGGAAAACUCCAAGUGGAAAGUUUAAUCCUGUAUCAACGAAGCUAAAUGAUAUACAUAAACAUUGGAAUCAUAAAAAUUGCGGUAGUAAUAAAGAUCAUAAGGAGCAUUUAAAAAGGUGCGAACCAGUGAUAUUUACUAACUGGAAAGAAAUUUCAAAAUCUAAGCAAUCUAAAAUUAAAGCAUCGUCUGUUAUUUCUGAUGAAUCAGAAGAAAUGACAAACACAAAAAAGCCAACAUUGCAGAAAUCACUGCUCAAUUAUGAUAUGAUUAAUAAUGUACCCAAUACCAUGUUCCAUACUAUUAAUAUUCGAAUUGUAGAACAGAGUACAAAACAUGUAUAA
This is a messenger RNA of Osmia lignaria (orchard mason bee), 1349 nucleotides long. RefSeq lists its product as uncharacterized. NCBI's taxonomy places the organism in Eukaryota, Metazoa, Arthropoda, Insecta, Hymenoptera, Megachilidae. The record is from RefSeq and is a predicted model, not a curated record.